Messenger RNA from Rattus rattus (black rat), 4127 nucleotides. It is a transcript of the gene Krabd3, whose product is annotated as KRAB-A domain containing 1. The coding region runs from base 478 to 3642 and encodes 1054 amino acids. The transcript has 18 exons. Gene Ontology annotation, biological process: regulation of DNA-templated transcription. Lineage: Eukaryota; Metazoa; Chordata; Mammalia; Rodentia; Muridae. The record is from RefSeq and is a predicted model, not a curated record.
ACCUGAGCAGCUAGAGGUGUGAGGGACGGAGCAAUAAGGGAGAACCCCCGCCACACCCCCUGAAGCCACGCCCCAGCCACGGCGCCCUCUGGGAAGUGUAGUCUGCGCUUGCGUCGUUCUCUCUGUGAGGCUGGGGGCUGCGGACGGAAGCGGGACCACCCCUCCCGGGAUGCGAAGCGCGGGGCCGACCCAGAGGAGCCAACUCUGCGCCUCUCGGUGCAGCGAGUCCCCCGGCCCCGCUUCCUGUCGUGCAGAACUGGGCCGCUGUCCCCGAGGGUCUCGAGGGUCUCGGUGCAGCCUCCAGCUAGAGCCGCACCGGAAGCUGGGUGGGCCAGGGAGUCGCGAAGCUGAGUUCCGCCAUGGCGCUCCAGACUGUACCCACAGGUGCCCAUCAGCUUCAAGGACUUGGCCGUGCGGUUCUCUGAAGAGGAGUGGCGGCUCCUGCAGGAGGGGCAGCGGGAAUUCUACCGAGACGUGAUGCGGGAAAACUACGAGACGUUGGUGUCCGUGGGGACCUCUGAGCUGCUUCCCCUCUCUGCUUUCCUGUCACCUGCAGAGGCUGGAGGAGCCACAGCAGGAGAAAACCACCAGGAUAAAGGACAAAAACCCGCUUUGGAGCAUAGUUCCCAGGGAGAGCAGCCUCAGCAGAGCCUGCACCUCACCGCGUUAGUGCAGCUGGUGAAGGAGAUUCCAGAGUUCUUGUUUGGAGAAGUGAAGGGUGCUGAGGACUACUCCGAGAGUGGGAGCACCAGUCUGGAUGGGGAGCAAGCAAGCCCUGAGGUAGCCGUGGCUGUGGAAGCUUGCCCUCCCCGAGGCCUGAUCAGUUCUCUUCCGGAGAGCCCUGCAAGCCACCCCAGCCUGGCCACCACACCCACAGGCAGCUCAACUUCCAGCAGCCUUCCUGGAGCCUGGGCACAAGGAAGCCCCUUACCUGCUAUAGAAACUGACGAUAAACCACUGUCUAUAGAGAAGGAAGGUGUAGGAGUCUCGGGAGAGACCUCCAUUCAUUCCCCUCAAAGCCUGGGCCAGAGCAAGAGUUACCUAAGACAGGAUAGAGGCAGCAUGGGAACAGGCACUCUUCCUGAGAACAGUCCAUUGCAAGGCCUCAUCAACUGUCUGAAGGAGAUCCUUGUGCCCAGGCCCCAGCACCGGGGAACAGUGCCAGAUUUGCCACCUUCUCCCCCUGGCCUAAGUGUGUUGAAGCAGACCAGAGCUGAGGUAGAAGCUGAGAGCCUGCCCUGCCCGGUGAAGACAGAGGCAGCAGCCGGGGAUUGUCCCCUUCAGGGCUUGCUGAACUGUCUGAAGGAGAUCCCGAAAGCUCCAGACCAGCGUCCCAGCCCCUCAGGAGCAUCAGACUUGCAGCUGCAGGAGGAUCCAGGGAAAAGGCAUUCUGGAGGUAAAGGCCACUCACUAGGGAUGAGACACCUCCAGACUCCUCCUCCCCACCCUAGUCACGGAGCUGGCAAUAUGCUUACCACAGUGAAGGUGGAGGAUGGCUGGGCCCAAAGUCCCCCAGUACCAGCACCCUGUCAACUUGGCAGACAGGGCUACCGCUCCCACUCCAUUGGAGACAACAGAGAAGUCCGUGUGCCCCGCUGGGGCCCCAUGGCUCUAGCCAGCAGGACCUCAAGUUCACCCCUAGAAGCUCUGGAGGCCUGUCUGAAGGGCAUUCCUCCAGGUGGGUCAUCACCUCUUCAGUCUCUAGCCAUCUCAUGGUCCAGAAGUCCCCAGCCAGGAGACGCUGGAUCUCAGAGGUUUGAGCUACAGCAACAAGGAUCUCACAGUGAAGAAGCUACAAGGGAGCCACUUCUGCCUCUGAGCUUGCAGGGCUAUGUGAGAGAAGGACCUGGGAUUCAAGGCUGUGGCUCUCAGGGUGCUGCCUCUACCAGCUUCUCCUCAGCCAGCAGCAGUGAUGGGGAUCUGGAUUUCAGGAGUCCCCGGAGCAGCCAGGGGCAGAGGCUUGGGAAAGGCUAUGCACCAGGAAACUCUCCACUUCAGGGCCUGGAGAACUGCCUGAGAGAGAUCCCUGUUCCCAGGCCACAGGCUGCCUGGCCUUGCUCCUCAGCUGUCAAUAGGGGGUUGAAGAGAACAGAGCCCAGGAACUGGACUGGAGACAGAGAAGGACUGAGGGGUGAGGCCUCUGAGCCACCCCACCUCAGACAGCGUCAUGGAGAAGUACCCAGCAGGAGUCUCCAUGGAGGCAGUCCACAGACCUGCACUCCCACCUGCCACCAAGUGACUCCCAGGCCAGGAACAUGGCAGUGGCCACAAGAGGAGACAGCCACCAUGCCCUCCCCUCUGCACCGCCUGGAGAACUCUCUGAGGGGGAUCUUGCCCAUGAGGCCCUUGCGCUUCACCUGCGUGACUGGCCCCGGCCCCAGUCCCAGCCCAUGCUCCAGCUCCAGCUUCAGCAGCUCUGAUGGAGAAGAUCUAAGACCAGAGCCUGCCUUUUGGCAGCCACCCCUCCAACAGAAAGACCACCUUCCCCCCUGUAAGGACCCAGUUCAUCUGCACCCUGUCUCUGGAGCGUCUCCAAGAGUCAACGACAAUACCUGUUCUGCCGAAGACCCUGAGAGAGCAGAGCCCAGGGCCUGCAGCAACCUCAGUGCAGGAAGAGCAGAAGAGAAGACACACCCACCCAGAAGAGAGGAUGGUGCAGAGCGCACAUGCCAGCCUGGCCCUGUCAGCAGUGCUGAAGGAAAAGAAGGAAAAGGAGAGGCAGCUGGGCACCCGUGGCCUGCCCCUCAGCUGGAGGAAAGGUCUGAGCCCAAGGGUCCUGAAGAAGACUCCAGGGACCUGGAGCCUGGACAGGCACAGCCCAGUGCCACAGCCAGGACUCACGGGAAGCUGUUCUCUGGGGACCUUCCGGAACCACCUAGCAAGUCUCCCCUCCCCACAACUGUCUUGUCAAAAUGGUCACCCACUUCUCUUCAGCCACCAUGCCCCUGUGGCAGGUCCCUGCAGCAGGAACUGCAUAACCUUGGCACUGCCCUCACGGACAAGCUAGACCAGCUUGCAGCAACCUUGGCAGGCCUGACUCAGGAAGUUGCAACCAUGAGGACCCAAAUGGAUCAGCUGGGAAGGCGCCCAUGGAGCCUUGGGCCAAAGGGUAAGGGUUCCUGGCGGUUGGCCCUCCCACAGAGACCUCGCUGGGUCAACAGACUGAACCACCGACAUCUACCCUACUGGAGACAGAAGGGCCCCACCAGGCCCAGACCAAAGAUCCUGCGGACCCAGGCAGAAGGCUGCAAGGCUGGUGACCACUCAGGACUCCCUAGAGGGAAGGGUAGUUUGGUGCCUCAGCUGCCUCCAGAAGCUUCCUCAGUAGAAUCUUCCAGGCCCACCUGUAGUUCAUCCCAGCAGAUCUCCUCUACACCUGGAAGCCACACUGUGCUGACUGCACACCCCUCUCUGGAACACACUGAAUGCUACCAGAAUCCCCUCUCCCCUUCAGUGCCUACUGCCUUGGUCCCCCUUGUGGCCUCGCCUACAACCAGUGCAGACCCAGAACCUCAGACUGCUAGAGGGGCAGCAGUCAGCAUUCCAAACCAGCCCAAGGACCCUAACAGCCUGCUAGGGGAUGCCCUCAGCAGAGACCUCUGGGGAGGUGACCACAGGGAUCCAAGAUGGGGGGCCCAUUAACUGGGCUGUUUGCUCAGCCUUGCUGGGGACUCUGGGUGGCAGGGAUGUCCUGGUGGGACCCUCUGGAAUCCAACCAUCCCAGGCUGUCUGCUUCCAGGGGUUGUAUUUUCCUUCUUACCUGUUCAACCAGCCUUCUCAUUGCUGCUGCAAGCGUGGCUCUGCCUCUUCUAUGCCAAGCCUCCAUGGUGUCUGCAUAGAGCCACGGAAGAGGCAUUCCUCAGCCAUGCCUCUGGCUUUCUUGGCUCGGGUUCAGUCGGUUGCUCUUCCUCCUUGGCAAAGCCAUAUAGGUUCCAGGUGGGUGUCGUGCAUACCACAUGUGCACAGAGCGAGCUGCAGAGGGCACCACAAGGGCACCUUACCCUGCUCCUGAUCUCAAGAACACUAAAAGGCUAGCCUUUGAUCUCAUUUAGGGAGAGCCUGGCUGAGGUCUAAGCUGAAUUUACCCAUACGGAUUCUAAAAUUAAAUAUAUUAGUUGCUAAGUAAA